UCUCCGCCUUCCGAGCCCCUCGUUUCCUGCUGCUGGCGGAGGCCGAGGGAGAAGGUGGCGGUGGAGGCGGUGACGGAAAGAAAAGUGCCCCGGAGCCGGAGAAGCGGUCGCCUGCCUCCACGCCCGCUCGUCCCUGAAGGAAGCCGCCGCCGCCAUCACCCCUUCUUCCUUUCGCCCCGCUGCCUCCUCGCUCCCCGUUUUCGUUCCCCUCAGGUUUCCCCUCCGCAGCUGCCGGAUUUCCCUGCCUUCCACCCCCUCGCCCACCCGGGACAAUAAGAAGCGGGAGAUGUCCUCCUCCGGCGGCCACCAGCAAAGCCAGAGCCGCGCCAUCCCCACCAGGACGGUGCCCAUCAGCGACUCUUCGCAGCUACCUCAUGACUAUUGCACCACGCCCGGGGGGACCCUCUUCUCCACCACGCCCGGAGGUACCAGAAUCAUCUAUGACCGCAAGUUUCUGUUAGAUCGGCGCAAUUCUCCCAUGGCUCAGACCCCUCCUUGCCACCUUCCCAAUAUCCCAGGAGUUACCAGUCCUGGUUCUGUGACAGAAGAUUCCAAAGUGGAAGUUAACAAUCUGAACAAUCAUGAGGGGAAGCCUAUAAUUGGUGAUGAUGCUCAAUUUGAGAUGGACAUCUGAUUUUUCCUGAGGGUAACCAUGAAGAGACAGCAAUUCCUGAUCACCUGUGCACAUCUGAUUUUGAUCAUCAGGUUCAAUAACUCGAAGGAUGAAAGAAGAAAAAGAAGAAGUUGCUGUUUCCACAGAAUUUUCACUUCAGCUUUUGAAGUGCCAAAGGAUAAGAGGACUCUCCUUGAUUUCCAUUAACCAUACCAUGCUUCCUACCCAUCCCCCGCUCCUCUGCUUGCCUUACUCACUCCCUAUGACUGACUUGGAGCCCAUGAUAAAUUUAUACGGCUAAGGAGUGUCCCUUGGCUUCUCGCACUUUAGAGACAACUGUUCAAAACAUGCACAUGCGAGAAUUUAACUUCUAUCAACAAUUGGAUAUUUAUUGCAAAACACACAAGGGGCAUGGAAAGGGUGGAUAUAUGUUUGAAGUGACAUGACACUGCCAUUGUUCUCCUUUCCCUUAACUGCUGUUAAAUUGAUGUCAAUUUAUUAACUGGUUCCUAUGUUAUAUCUCCCUUAUAUUUCUGAAUCCUGUUGCUCAACUUGUCUUUUUUAGUUAGUAUACUCUUUCAUGUGGGGGCUGCUGUGAGAUUUUCCUAAAAGAGUAUUAUUGAAGUUCUUUUCUGCUUCCCUUCAAAAAUUCUUUUUUUAAAAAAAAUAGAUAAAAUAAUUUAGAAUCAUCACUUCAUCAUGCAUUCAUUUCACUUCGCAUUUUGUCCCAAUAUCAUUCCCCCUCAAAAAGGUUUCUCUCCAGUUUCCUCAUUUAACUCCACUCCCCUGGCCCCAGUAUUAAAAAUGAACCACAUCUUUUCCUAAUAUAAUUGGGGAGUAUCACACUUGAUGGGCUUCUCUACCAGUGUUUCUCAAACUCAGCUAUUUGAAGCUGCGUGGAAUCUGCUUCCGGAAUUCCAAGAGUUGAUCUACACAGCUUAAAGUUGCAAAGGUUGAGAGACACUGUUCUAUACUAUUUCUCUUCAGUCUUUAAUUUUUGCUGCUCAAUCACAUCUGGUGGGUUCUUGGCAAGGGCAUCUUCUUGCAAAAAGAAUGAAAUAAAGCAUAACUAGGACCAAUUUUUAAAAAAACGAAAUUUGUGAAAAAGUCUUGGUGGACUAGGGAACCUUAAGAAUCAAUUAAUAAUUAAGUUGUUAAAGUGCUGAUUUCAUGAUGUAUGACCUCAAAUGAAUUUGAAAGGGUGACUAAUCAGAAAGAUUUCACUGCAUUUUUUGAACAAGACCCGCUUGUUUCUCGGUUACUAUCUUCUCUUUCUCAAAUUCAUACAUUAUUAAAUCAAUCACUUGGACCUAUUGUAGAUCCAGGGUCACUAUGGAGGAAGAGUUGCUGAUGAUCUCACUUUAUUCUGUUUAUUUGGAUAUAUUGGCCAUCUCCCACCUACUGGUGACCCAACUCCCAAGUUGAUUAGUUUGGCAUGAGUGAACUUGUGUUUGCCUGGAAUUGUUGCAGAGAGCAAGUGGGAUCUCUCUCUGUAGGAAUUCAUAGGCAAUUGAGGUCUCCUUGUGAAGGAAAAAAAAACAGUUAUCAUGACAAAGAAAAUUGGUGGAGCAGUUUAAUACAGCCAAUGGCUAAAUUCAUGCAAUGACUUUAUGGUCCCUUGAUACUUUGCACCGUGAGAAUGUGCAAUAUUAGAUUGUUUAUAGGCCAGGGAUCUCCAAACUUGGUAACUUUUAAGACUUCAUCUCCCAGGAUGCCUCAGCCAAAAUGGAAUUCUGAGAGUAGAAGUCCAUAAAUUUUAAAAGUUGCCAAGUUUGGAGAUCCCUGUCCUAGGCUAAUGAAAUAAUAAUGCUUCAUUUAAAAAUAUGUCACCAAUAGAUGGAAAGCAGAUUUUUUUCAAAAGUUAAUUGUUUUAGGACCCAGACUUAACAAAAACCACAGUGAUGACAGCGGAAGACGUAUUUCCUUCUCUCAGAAGAGGGAAUACUGCUUAAGACAAUGCUUGCUGUGACCUCACAUACAUGAGGUAGGGUUUUUUUUAAAGAUAGCAAAUCCACAGUCCCUGUCUUCAGUGAUGCUUUCCUCCUUUAUAACUUUAUUUUGAAAACAAAGCCUCUAAGGCAAGGAUAAGCUACCAUGACCCACCUAGAUGUCAUUAGACUGCAACUUUCACUAUCUCUGGCUCUUGGUCUUGCUAUCUGACAGCGACGGGGUGGGGGGGUGGGGUGGAGAUUCUGCUGUUCUAAGGUUCUUGCUUCUCUAAAAUAUUUGCCUCUGAUUCCUUUAGGAAGUCUUCCAAGAGUGAUUCAUGUGCUACCUCAAAAACAGAAUGACUGAAUUGUGCUAGCUUCCCUAGAGGGGAGGUCACACCGAUGUGGCAAUUUUGCACAUGGAUUUUAUUGUUCAGGCAUAAUUGGGAGUGGGAAGUGAUACAGCCUCAGGGAAUGUGGCAACUAUACUUGUUUUUAAUGUAGGCUUCACUUCUAGAAGAAUAUCUGAGAAUAUGUUCGUCCUAUUGGAUUUUGGCCUAUAAAAUGACUUAAUAAUUAGGUUCAGUUCUUGGACUCACCUGUAUUUUCAAAUCUGGAAAGUGACUUUGGCUCUUAAUUCUCUUUAUAAAUUUGUGACUUAUCAUAAUUGACUAGAUUUAGAAAGGGGGGAGGGAUUGUGAUCUAAAAUGUAGAGUACGGGGUUUUUGCUUCCCCUCUGCCUUUGUGGUAGCUUUGGAGGCAUGUAAGAAAGACGGGAUUUUAUUUUGUUUCGCCUACUGUAAAAUGUGAAUAAUACAGAAGCAAAAUUGCUUUGUAACUGUUGAUGUCUCAGGAAUAAUCUCCUAUUUUCAAUGUCUCUAGGGAAAGAUUGCUGCUUUCUAAAGUGGGCGACAAUGCUGUGACUAAGCUGCAGCUGGUUAAGGGAGGAAUCCCUUGAAGUGCAGCGCAAGCGUCUGGAUUUGGGCCAGGAGACUUCUAAAACGCCCUGCAUGUUCCGUCAUAAAUCAGAACACAGACAGAGAGUUCCAGUGUUUCUGUCUGGAAACUCCCUUCAUUGGCCGUUCAGUUGGUGGGAGAGGAGAGAUACAGCUUUGCUUGGCAGAAUUGGGCAAAACUGAAGUUUUAAUCACAAUCCCAGUUCAGCUAAGUCCAGCGAGGGAAGGAGAGGGUUAAGAAUAGAGUUUGAGGGACUGCUAAUAGACCUUGUUCUCAUUGUAUUUUUUUUUAAAGAUAUUUGGAACUUGGGAAUUAACUUUGGCAUGUUACUUUUUCCCUUGUAAUGAUUUAACUAGUAAAAUACCGUUAAUGGGACACAUUUUUCAUAAUUAAAAAAAUACUCCUUUAUCAGAGAAUUCCAUGAGAUUUCACAAAUCGGUUGCUGCUUGUAAAAACAACAGAUUCUUCUGAAGUCUGUUCCAUAUAAACGUAGCUGAAGGAAGGCGUGUUCCAGAGGGAAGGAUUGACCCUUAGUCAGAGUGAACAGAUUUUUCUUGUACUGCAGGAUUCCUCAUGUUUUUGGAUAAAACUCUCCUGGUCUGUCUCUGCUACAGUUUCCCCCAAUUUAUAAAAUUGAGUCAGCAUACUCAUAACCUUACCGAUGGUUCUGAGAAAAUAAUGAGUGUCAUUAAGAAACAAGUUAUGUUCCAUUUCCCUAAAACUUGGUUCAGUCCCUAUUUUCUUUCCCAUGCCUUUUGGACUGGAUCUCCUAUCCUUGUCUACAAAUAAAGCUGCAUUUUAUAAUAAAAGAAGAGAAAGCUAUAGAGGGGGGAAAAAGACUCCUUUAUUGCUUUCUUCUGCGGAAUCUAUCCCCCCCCCCCCAGCACAGUAUAGUUAUCAGUCUUUUGAGAACCUGCAGAGAAGAUGUAAGACAUAACAAUACUAGGCACUAAAAAAUUUUGCAGCUGGUUUUUAUUACUUGAAAAAAAUUCCAUCCAGUAGCUGGAAGGGUAGAAAUAAUGGCUAACCUGUUUUGCAGUCCUUCAAAUUCAGAACCACAAUCUCUCUUGUCAGUAAAUUAGUGUUGUAUCUCUCUUCUAAACAGAAGCCUCCAGUGCUAUAUAUGAUUAUUUCCCCUGCUUUUUUUUUUGUAAAGAAACUUUGGAAUAGCUGAUAAAUUUUAAGCUCUAGUGUGAGCUAAGUGAACCCAUGCCAAACAUUUGAGGUAAGUAAGGCUGCAGGCUUUAGUCAAUUCCUUUUUUUUUUUUUGCUAACGAAAAGGAACAGAUUUAUAUCUGAUGUAGAACAUGCUUUCCUUGAUUUUCUGCCCUUUUUCUUAAAAUUUCAUGUUGAAAUACUGUAUAGAUGUAAUCGACUGACUGAAAAUUAUUAAUUAAAAUUCAUUUAUUGAGUCUGUCUUUGGAUUUAUCUAGGAUUAGGCCAGCAGACAAACACAUUGAGGGAUAUCUAGUGGGGGAGUAGAGAAAGUGAAGGUGAUUGUGAUUGAAGCUCCUUUUUAAGGUCUUGUGCAUGCAGCACAUGAAAAAAAGGGAUGAGAUUUCAUUUGUCUCUUGACCACUGUUGGCUGGUUGGAAAAUUCUGGGAGUUGAAGCCCACACAUCUUCGAAUUGCCAAGGUUGAGAAACAUUGAUCUUGACUUUUGGCCAUAUUCUACCAGUAAUUAUGCAAAUGCUAGUGAAAAUAUCAAACAAGGAUGCCUAGUCUUAAGGAAGUUGUCCUUUGCAAAUAGCUUUUGCAGGUGGAAGGACAUUUUAUGUAACAUUUGCACACACAAAAAGAUUUUGGCAAUCAAUGGCAGACAUUUUGUACUUAGGAGAUGCCAUAUUUUCUUUAUGAAAAACUAAUGAUAAAUUGGACCAGCUUGGCUAUUCUGGAACCUCUCAACUUUCCAGAUAACAAUCUGAGCCUGAAUGACCAGAAGCUAUUUACAUCAUGAUUUAAAAAAAAAUAGCAAAAUCCAUCUAGAUAUAGUGUAGUAAUGGUGGAAGACACGCUGAACUAGAAGUCACCCUCACACCAAUAAUACAUAUUUGAAAACAUUUCAUUGAAAGUACCUGGAUUCCCUGCAUUGGGAUGAACACUUGUGCAAAAAUCUAGUAAUUCACAUGCCUAAGAAUGAGCAAAUGCAGAAAAUGCCUACAAUAGAAAAUUAACACAAGACUUAACUAUCAUAGGUUGUUUGCAGUUCUUUGCCAAUUCAGUUUAGGCUUGUUUAGCAAGAAAAUCAAGCAAGGGGUUGAGUAUUGCUUUCCAUCCCCUCCAAUUAAGUGAGACCAUUGAAUAUUUGACUGUUGUUUAUUUCUUUACUGUUGUGCUUAACAAUGCAAUUACUACACACACUGUUCUUUGUGGGGAAAAAAUAAAAAUUCUAUCCCGUUAGCUAACAGCAUUUCGACUUGGUUUGUUAGUUAAAAAAAAACUCUUCCAGUUCAAUUGUCUAGGUGUUUGAUACUGGCUAGGAAAUUCGGGGAGAAUUUCCCCUAAUUGAGAUCCACCUGUCUAAAAGUUGCUGCGGCUGUCAAAUACUGGUCUAGACCGCUUUUGUAAUCCUGAGUUAUUUGCUGAUUUUCACCAAAAAUAGUAAUAAUGGAGGAUAGGUAAUUAUUUGCAUCAACUCUGGAAAGCGAGCCACUUGUUUCUAUAAUGGGAAAGACUGAAAUAUUUUAGGUGUAGGAACAGUAGAAUUAAAAUAUUUUAAAUACUUGCUAUGGCUGACCACUGUGAAGGAUUUCUGUUAUAGUAUAAUAAGACCUUUUUUACAUAGAACUAAUAGAGGAUGUUUAUAGUGGCCUUGGAAAAUCUUCAGUGUUAUGGCUAAAAUCUGUUUUGACUCCGAGAUAACACUUGGACAGAUCCAUGGUAAGUUGCCCUUUGCUCUCACCAAAGAUAGCUCAAUGCAUCAAUGAGGAUUUCUAGGGCCUAACCUAAGAGCUCACAAUUCUGCCACUGUUUUUGGCAUUUGUCUACAUAGAUAGGAUUGGAUUAACAAUGAGCUUUCCAUUGUAAGUUGGCUAGUAUUCCAGUCUUUUAGCCAGGAGGCUACAUUUGAAUCGGGAUCUACUAGAUAGAUGGGCAGGGCUUUUUGACCAGGUGUUGAAUGAUAAACCUUUUAGCUCUUAAGAAAAAAACAUGCCCUGAGUAGAUAUUUGUGUGAGACUACUUGUUUGGGGAGGGAAAAAAUACAUUCCUUAAUUUUUUCUCUGUGCUUGUCUGCCUGAGUGAUUGGUUUUGGCCUGGCUCUAGGACUAGAUGGACUUUGAUAUUCGUGGCUGAGAGGCUGGAUAGAUAGAUAUUCUGCAAGCUCCUGGCCUGCUUGCAGCUAUCUUCAUCCAGGAAGUAGCAUCCAGAGUGCUGAUUUCCAUAUCAAACUUCUUUUGUCCUAGACCUGUAGUAUCUAAUACUAUGUCCCCCUCAGGUUUCUGCUCUUCAUCAUCAUUCAUGGAUCGCUCCUUGGUAUCCAACUGAUAGUUGGACAGUUAAGCUUUGUUGCAUUGAGUUCUCAGUGAACCUCAGGACUGUUUUAAAACUUUCUGGAUUAGUUCUGCAGUUAGGAACUUGGUACCAAACACAAUGUCUGUCCCCCAUCCCAUUUCUCUAUCUUGCUGAUUAGAUUUUGCUGAUGGAUGUGAGAUGAUCUUUCAGUUAAUCUUCACAGUGGUGAGGAGUCCAUGAAGGACUUUUUGAUAGGCAUGUCUCUCUGAAGGCUGUUGUUUCCACUUGAGGCUAAGGAAUUGGAAUUUCAAAGAACAGGUAAAAGAAUAAAUUCUAAACCAGAUGUUGCAUGGUGAUAGGUUGCUUGGACAUUUUGACUCUUGCAUCCUGCAAUUUCACAGGGGUGUGGCAGGUUGGAAGAGAUGUGUGGUUGCCGAUCAUCUGCAAAACUGGGUAACUCUUGAACAUUAAAGAGAAUUCUACUGUGGAGAGAGGGUGAAUGCAAGAAUAAUAUAUGUGUAUGGGUAAAUAUAUACAUCCCAAUAUAUAUAAAUAUAUAUAUAUAUAUGUAAAUUACUUUUAGAAGAAAUAACAUCAGGGAAAAUGCUUUGGAUUGAUUAUGAGGUGCAUCUGGUUUAGCUGAUGACAUUUCAUACACCUGGCUUUCCAAGCAUCGACAAUAAUUC
This is a messenger RNA of Thamnophis elegans (Western terrestrial garter snake), 7637 nucleotides long. RefSeq names its product eukaryotic translation initiation factor 4E binding protein 2 (gene EIF4EBP2). Bases 287 to 634 code for a protein of 115 amino acids. Gene Ontology annotation, molecular function: eukaryotic initiation factor 4E binding. The transcript has 3 exons. Gene Ontology annotation, cellular component: cytoplasm. Lineage: Eukaryota; Metazoa; Chordata; Lepidosauria; Squamata; Natricidae. Gene Ontology annotation, biological process: negative regulation of translational initiation. The record is from RefSeq and is a predicted model, not a curated record.